Rotaria sp. Silwood1 is the source of this 1949-nucleotide messenger RNA. The record is from the annotation of a GenBank genome assembly. Lineage: Eukaryota; Metazoa; Rotifera; Eurotatoria; Philodinida; Philodinidae.
GAAUUACUAAUCUGUUUAAUGUGAAGAAACUUUGCAAACAAAGCCUACCGUACUCUAUUUUUCUUUCUAUUGAUACAAAGAAGUUUUUUAGAUUAAACUCAAGCUCUUGAAUUGUCCUCAUGUCCACAGUUAACUGUUUCAAUUAUGUAUUAAUAAAUGUCGUUAAUAUAGAUACAUUUGCCCAUUAUGCUUGAGCAUAAGACACAGGUUGAACUAGUUCAAUUUAGUAUCUGAUUUGUUCACUCCAUAAAAUUAUUGCUAUUUGAAUUGUCAAUGAUUUUUGCAUAUUAGAAAAUCUUUGAGCACGAGGCUUAAUUUUCAAUGAAUAUUUGAAGAAUAAAUAAAACCAUAGUAAAAGGUUAUAAAUAUAUGUAUUCAUAGGUUAUCUUUUUACUAAACAACAAAAAAUAAAGAAUAGAAGUCAUUCGUUUUAAUUAGAGAUCUACAGAGUUACUUUAUCUUAUCUUACCCUGUAGUGUUUUGCGGGAACAGUUUUUCUCGAUUCCCGUGUCCCGUUCGUAUAGUGCUAUUAGAAUUCCUAUUACGACUUCCACUAACUUCUGUCACUAUCGAACUUAGCACGAUGUAAGGUGGCGUUAAGUUAAAAAUAAAAUUAUCAGUGGAGUUAUAUUUCAGUUAAAUACAUUAGUUAUUAUUUAUAAAUCGAAUUUGUCAACUCUAAGUUAAGAGAAUUCAUUUUCCUCAUCAAUGGAACAAUCGUAAAAAGAAAACAAAUAUUACUAUUACAUCAAUAGUAUUGAUGAAAAAACGACAUGAUUCAAGAGGAGAAGACUAAGAAAAUUCUAUAUUACAAGAUAAUUUGAAUAAUAAGUCUUUUGAACAUGAUAAUCACAAAGAAAAUGUGAUGGUUUUGAUAAUUAAACGAAUAAUCAAUGAACUCGUCGGAUUUUUGCCGAUUAGGAUUUGUUAUUCUCUUAUUAAAUAAUAAGCAAUGUGAAAGUCUUUGGAAGAAUGUCAAAAUGUAUUUCUCAACAGUGUAACACCAGAUUUACUUCGACAUUUCUUCUUUGAAAAAGCAAAGUUCUGAGAAUAUAUAAAUAAAAAAAAAGGUUUUGCGAAACGUCCAUUUUUUAUGAGGACUCCCGAUUAUUUCAGGAAAAAGCUCUUUCCUUGUAGGCCAUUAUUUAUCUGCGCAUCCAAAGUGUAAAUAAAAAAUUCGUUCUUUAUUGAUUUACUCGAUUGUCUUGACAUGGACAUUUCAUAAGUUAAAUGAUUCUCAUUUAGUUAAUCAUUUAAAUACAAAUCUGAGAAGAUGACAUUGAAAAAUAUCAAUUAUUAUAAUUUUUAAUAAAUGAUUCCGCUUAUAUUUAUUUUUAUAUUGAAAACAUACUUAUUUUUCGAAAAAUCGCAAGUUUUAUAUCAAUUGUAAUUUCUUUACAUAUAGAAAAUCAGAGAUACCAGUUCAAUAUCAACUAAUAACAAUGAUGAUGAUGAUGAAAAUGAUACUAAAGAAGAACAAAAUUCGCCAUCAUCUGAACCAAUAGCUUGUCAUUCUUCAUCGCAAAAACGAUCACAUUCACCAGAACCAGCAAUAAAUUCUGAUAAACAUAAGAACAUUAAAGUUGAACAAUCAGUAGCUGAUUCAAAGAAAAAAACGUCAACCGUCAUUGGACAUGUAUCAAUUAUUCGACCAGAACCAACAACAAUUCAUAAUCCACCACGUACACAUGAUUGGACAGUUUAUUUACGUUCUGCUGAUGUUCAUGGUGAUUUAAAUUGUCUUAUUCAACGUUGUAUAUUUUAUCUUCAUCCAGAAUAUCCCGAUCAUAGACGAGAAUUUAGAUCAACACCAUUUGCUAUCAAAGAAACUGGUUAUGCUGGUUUUCAUUUGCCAAUUGAUAUUUUUUUCAAAACAAGAAAAGAACCAAAAAAAUUUCGUAUUGAAUAUGAUCUUGAUUUACAUACGAAUGUUGAAGGUCAUCCACAUA